AUGCCGUCACAUCCUCCAGAAACUCCAGGAGCCAGAUCGGAUUUCACAGUCACGUCCACAGAGAGGGAUCCGGAGUCUGAGCUGGCGCAUCUACCUGCCGAAGACCUGGGAGAGGAUCAAGUGGAGGAUGCAGUUCACUUUUGCCUACUGGCAGAAUUUGACAUUGAUGCAGGUGCAACAUUAGCGCAUCAAUAUCCAUAUCCGACAGGUACAGAUGAGCAUCGACUUGCAGAGCUAAUGUUACCGGAUGGAGCCCAUCUACGGCCUGAAGAUUGGACAAUCUUCUACCUUGGUCAAACGCCUUCUUCAGCCGUUGCUCCAAUGUUGGCUCACGAGAUAUCCUCACCAUCUGGAAGGCCUCUAUCUGCCACUUCAUCGAGCAUACAAGCUUCCAUCAGCGAAUCUGGACCGUCUGACCUAAAACCGAAGCGAGGCGUUGCCGGGGGAGGUCUACUAUACGUUCUUAAUUGUGUCAGGAUGAAGGAGGACAAGAGCGUGAGGAGAGGAGCGAUGGUCAAAGCUUUGGCCAUAUGUACGCCGAAUCCAUAUAUUGGCAUAUACAAGCCCCUACUGCUGCUCGCCCUGGAGGAAUACUUCAUAUCCCCGUCACCCGAGAUACUCGCCAGGCUGUACGAUGCUGCCAACGCUAUACCCAGGUCUCAUAUGCCCAGACUAUCCCGCAACGAACGCAUUCUUUUGCGCAAUACGGAGAGAAGAGAUCUAUUCGAGGACAAAUUCGUGCCAGAACCCACAUCUGGCACUCGGGAAUUCUUCGAGAAUGAAUCCGAGGGGUCCACAUCGUCUCAUCGUGACCAAUCACAGCAAGCCGCUGUUCGCUCGAGUCUGGGCUCAAAGAGGACAAGUCGCCCGGCUUUACCGAUACGUCAUGGCAGUGCGAGUACGAGCUCCCUGCGGCCGAUAUCGACGCCGACAUCUGGGGACGGUAUAUUGAUGCCAGACGUCGUUGACUCCAGGAGGAAGGGUGUUCCGAGAGAUACACACUUCUUCGAGACCGAAGCCCGCUUCCAGAAGAUCUCCGUGCCCAUUCGGAUACCCAUGGCUGUGUUUGAGGAGGACGUGGGAGAUUAUUCCGUCAUUGAGCUUGUGCAGGCGUUUUCUCAUGCCCAUGCAUUCCCGCCGCCUUUUCACCCCUAUCUCCACACAAAUGGUCCGCAAACUCACCCUAUCAUCUUGAUCCUCAAUGCACUACUGGCGAACAAACGAGUCGUCUUCCUAGGCUACGGUCAUCCGGCGAACCAAGUUGCACGAAUGGUCCUGGCUGCCUGUGCCCUGGUAUCGGGAUCAGGACAAGUACUCCGAGGGGUCACUGCAAAUGCUUUCCCCUAUGCCAAUCUGGCCUCCUUGGAUGUUCUGGAAGAAUUCAGCGGCUAUGUUGCAGGCGUAUGCAACCCCCGAUUUGAAGACUUACCGGGGACCUGGGAUGUCUUGUGCAACCUUGAGACUGGAAAGGUCACUGUCAGCAAAAAUCUGCAGAAUGGUGGCGCAGCAACCGCGAAUCAUCUGAUGGGAAGCAUGAAAAGCGCUCGAUCAAGUGAUACUAGUCUGACGGGGAGCAUCGUCAAAGUUGAGGAUGAUCCUCAGGCGGGCACUCCGGCAGCUAAGAUGAAAGAGCACAGUAGGCCGGAUUGCGUCGACAAUCAGUUCAUGGAGGAUAUCCAAUCCGCCAUGGCUGCGCAUUUUGGAGAAGCGCACAUCCGACAGCGAUUCAUAGACUAUAUCUCCCGUUUCGUUCGCCUCGCGUCGUAUCAUGAGUUCAUUCACACUGGUCAAACUCGAAUAGGAUACCGGAGUAUCACCUACAGCGAAGGGCAAUUGGGAAGCGGGACAGUGUUUGCAGAUGAGGCGUCAAAAUCGAGGGAGAUGAGAAGCAACGUUCAUCGUAUAGAAGCUUGGAAGAAGACACGGAGCUACAAAUUAUGUGCGAAGGAUUGGGCCAGACAUAUGAAGACUCGCGCCAUUGGAUUUGAUGUCCAGCACCAGAUCGCGCGUCUUCGUCUGAUCAAGAACAUGACGGACGGAGAGGCGGAAGCCAUCUUCUCAUGCCUCGCUGCCGGAAUCAGGUCGUACGAGCAGGUUGUCGAGCUUCUUACCAUCCUUCCGAGCCAUUGGGGUGGCUUACUACCUAUCGCCAACGGGCUAUUCCACCGAUGGCCCGGUGUCAGAGAGGCUGCUAUUGAGGUACUACAGAACCUUCAGCAAUACAAUAUCGGAAGACAGGCCAUUGGAGCGCUGAAUUACUUCCACCGGAAAGCUUUCCUGCAGCUCCUCGAACGCCGCGAGAUGACGUCGGCUCAACAUCAGCUGGACAGAGCGAAGUAUAAGCGAGACGCAUCGCCGAUAUCGAUCAAUGUUCCUGUAGAUCUGGCAUCUCCGGAUACAGUCCAAGGAGAUAACCUCACGCCUCAAGAGGCUGCAGCCAUGACUUGA
Molecule: messenger RNA, 2448 nt
Organism: Kockovaella imperatae
Lineage: Eukaryota; Fungi; Basidiomycota; Tremellomycetes; Tremellales; Cuniculitremaceae
Product: docking domain of Afi1 for Arf3 in vesicle trafficking-domain-containing protein
Exons: 8
Coding region: 1-2448 (815 amino acids)
Biological process (GO): actin cortical patch localization
Cellular component (GO): plasma membrane
Source: RefSeq, a predicted model, not a curated record